UAUUCCAUAAGGCCAACACUGGCGGCAUUUUCAAUAUCACCAUGUGAGUCAAAUUUGGGACUUUAUCUGCAGCUGGAAACCGAAGAUGAGUGCGAAGAAGAAGGAAAAGGACCAAUGGACUAGAUGUGAUUUUUGUGGAAAUCUUUUUCCAAGAGUAAAGAUCAAUGGACAUGAAUGUCAAGCCUCGAUAGAAGUUCUCGAAAACCCAAUAACUCCAAUAACGGACCCGAUGCGAGAUCCAUUCUCAUCGCCAUUAAUAAAAACAAAAUAUGAACCUACAAAGAAGACGGGAUACAUCAAUGGCACAACCUUCUUUGCCCAGUAUUCAGUCUACACUACAGAAGAAAUACAAGUCCCAAGUGGAAAUAGAAAAGAUAUGAUUUUGCUUCAUCCUUCUGUCUUGAAAAAAUGCUUUAUAACUUCUGGUGGAAAUGUUUGCCUCACAUCAUCCUCAAAGAAGGUAAUUGGAAAAGCCUGGCCAAAUUCAUCUUUGCCCAUUGAUUCCAUCAAAAUAACUCGAGAUAUUGAAGAUUCGUUAAUGGUCAGGGAGUUUGAAUUGAUAAUGCUAGAAGAGAUUAAACUGCCAACAAUUGCAGCAAAUACUUUAUUUCUCAAAUCUUGUUCGUCUCUGGACUUUCAGCCUGAUGCUGAUUUUCAAGAUUUCUUUGUGAGCACUUUUGAUGGUAGAAUCGUAGCCCCAGGCGAAUUUUGCACGAUAAAAUAUUUAGGAAGCGAGCGAAAGUUCAAGAUCACUAAGAUAAGUGGCGAUUUCGGCAAUUGCGAAGUUAGUGAAUCACCUCAGGAAAAUUCAAAAUCAGACAUCGAGAAUGAAAUGAGUAGAUUGAAGAUAUCAACAAAUUCGGACAGGGGAAACAUCUCCCUACUUGUAUCAAAUAAACUUGAAUACAAAGACAAUUUCACGGAUCUAGCAUAUCAGAUUCCACUACCAUCCCUCAACAAGUUUGCAUACAGUAUUCAUCAUAAGGAAACUGCUGUAAAUGUGAUAAUUUGUCCUUAUGACGAACCAGUUCAGACACCUGACGUAAAGGAUUCUGAUGUUGUCACCUAUGAUUCAAUCGGAGGUUUCCAAGCAGAAAUCGAGGCUAUACGUGAAACAAUAGAGCUCCCUCUGAAGUAUCCCGAGCUUUUCAGGACAUGUGGCAUAUCAGCACCACGUGGUGUUAUUCUUUAUGGUCCUCCUGGCACAGGGAAGACGUUGCUUGCAAAAGCUGUUGCGAACGAAACAGGAGCCCACUGCAUUGUCAUUAAUGGUCCUGAAGUGCUGAGCAAAUAUUAUGGUGAGACAGAAAGUCGACUGCGAUCUAUCUUCGAAGAGGCUGAAAGCAAAGCGCCAGCCAUUGUCUUCAUUGACGAAAUGGAUGCUUUAUGUCCCAAGAGAGAUGACGUCAUAAAUGAAACUGAGAAGCGAGUUGUUGCUACUUUGUUGACUCUAAUGGAUGGAAUGAGCUCGACAAGUUCUGUUGGUAGAGUGAUGGUGAUUGGGGCAACAAACAGACGGGACUCAAUUGAUCCAGCAUUACGUAGGCCAGGAAGGUUUGAUCGUGAAAUUGAAAUCGGAGUCCCAAACUCACUCGAUAGAAUGGAAAUCUUGAAGAAGUUAUUAUCGAAGACCAAACACCAAUUGACACCAGAAUCCAUACAAAAAGUUGCACAGAAUGCCCAUGGAUACGUUGGUGCUGAUUUAUCUGCUGUCUGCAAAGAAGCUGGUUUGGCUGCUUUGAAAAGAUUGGUUCGUGACGAAAGAGAUGCACGAGACUUCUCGAUCACUUUGACGGACAUGGACGAGGCAAUGCUAAAAGUGAGCCCAAGUGCCAUGCGCUCUAUUAAUGUUGACGUCCCUCGGGUCAGGUGGGAUGAUGUAGGUGGUCAACAAGAAGUGAAGCAACGCUUGAAGGAGAGCAUCGAGUGGCCACUGAAGUACCCAGAGGCUUUUCAUCGAAUGGGCAUCAGUCCGCCAACUGGUGUUCUUCUUUACGGCCCACCGGGUUGCUCUAAAACGUUGCUGGCAAAAGCUCUGGCUACUGAAAGUGGACUCAAUUUUAUCUCUAUCAAAGGUCCGGAACUUUUUAGUAAAUUUUUAGGAGAGUCAGAAAAGGCUGUGAGAGAGCUUUUUCUGAAAGCGAGGACCGCUGCACCGUCAAUAAUCUUUUUCGAUGAAAUUGAUGCCCUUGGAGUCCAACGUGGAGACAAGUCGAAAUCCGGCGUUGGUGAUCGGGUGCUGGCGCAAAUUCUGACGGAGAUGGAUGGUGUAGAAGGACUUAAAGGUGUUAUGGUAAUAGCAGCUACAAACAGACCGGAUAUGAUUGACGAUGCAUUAUUGAGACCCGGGAGGAUUGACCGGAUUAUAUUUGUACCGCUUCCUGAUGAAGCAACAAGAAAGGAAAUAUUUCAGAUACAGUUCAGGAAAAUACCUAUAGGUCCUGAUAUAGAGGUUGAGCGGCUUGUAGUUGAAACAGAAGGCUACUCUGGUGCAGAGAUUUGUGCUGUUUGCAAAGAGGCCGCGAUUUUUGCGUUGCGGGAGAGCAUCGAAGCGACAUCAAUCAAUAAAACUCACUUCGACGCCGCUCUUGAACUUGUGCGACCGAGAUUGGACAAAACAUCCAUUGAAUAUUAUAGAGAUUUUUCUAGUAAAUUGCUAUGAUAUACAUCAGAGUUCGUUUUAAUGAAUUCAGGAUAUGUUUUAAGGUAUAGUUUUAUCUUUUUCUGCAUUAUGUUAAGAUAAUAAUUAUGUAAACUGA
Molecule: messenger RNA, 2759 nt
Organism: Rhopilema esculentum
Lineage: Eukaryota; Metazoa; Cnidaria; Scyphozoa; Rhizostomeae; Rhizostomatidae
Product: ATPase family gene 2 protein homolog A
Cellular component (GO): cytoplasm
Molecular function (GO): ATP hydrolysis activity; ATP binding
Source: RefSeq, a predicted model, not a curated record